Pyrenophora tritici-repentis Pt-1C-BFP is the source of this 1293-nucleotide messenger RNA. RefSeq names its product F-box multi-domain protein. Lineage: Eukaryota; Fungi; Ascomycota; Dothideomycetes; Pleosporales; Pleosporaceae. Gene Ontology annotation, molecular function: protein binding. The record is from RefSeq and is a predicted model, not a curated record.
AUGGGUCAUUUCACUGUGUUACCUGCCGAGCUGCAGAUCGAGAUCUUCGAUCAUCUCCAACCCGUCGAUAUCAAGGCUGCAAGAGCUGUUAGCAGAAAGCUUCGAGAUAAUGCUACGCCGGCCCUAUUCCGCAGUAUCGUCGCAUGUCCAAGGUAUCUGGCGCUUGGUGCUUUCCAAAAUAUCUCACUGCACUCGAUAUAUUCAGGUUACCCAAAAGAGAUCGUCUUCGAUGGUACUCUUUACAGUGACCGUAUAGCUAAACACGAUCAACAAUACUACUAUCUCGCAAGCAAAUAUACCGGGUUGCAGACAGAAGUUGGAUCGCAUUGGGCUCGCCGAACCAGAUGGAAGCGUUUCGCAGAAUUGUACAAGGAACAACAGACGAUGAAAGACGAUGGUGUCCUUCUCCAGUCACUUGCACGGGGUCUGGAAAACAUGCAAAACAUCUCUUCCAUUGUAUAUUCUCCGCGUCAACAUCCUAUUCCAGUUGAGCGCAAAGCCUUGUCCGACCUACUCCCGAGAGGUGAAGUUCGGAAAAUGACCGAUGCUGUUAGUCGCUUCACUUCUCCAGAUCACCCGUUCCGCCAACUUAUCGGUGCCAUCUUCUUAACGGGAUAUACUGGAAUUCAACAACUCACGGUUCAAGCACCGAAACAGGACGAAGAGGAUGUCCAUUUCUACCCAAACGUGUUCUCUCUGGCCAUGUUCACGUUCCCGGAUCCCAACGACCUGUGCGCUGGACAGCACCUCUUUCUACAUCUGACCAGAGUAGACAUCAGUCUAUAUAUCGGUAUGACCGUUGUAACAGACAACGUGCCUGCUGCUCGACAACAGCAGCUCGAAAACUUUGCCAAACUUCUCGAAACGGCCAAAGAGCUACGACAUCUUUCUCUCGGAGUUCUUGACAUGCAUUACAGCGUAUUUGCGGUGAGACAAGUCCUUUUCGACUAUAUUGGUCUUGGAGCAAUAUGGCCGAGACUUCGCUCGUUGAGCUUAGAAGGCAUAUCAGCCAAUAUGGAAGACAUUAAAAAGAGCGUCACUCGACACAAUAGUACACUCCGAGCAUUACAUCUGAGCGACUGCAUCCUUUGCACUGGUAGCUGGCAAGAUAUCGUGAACGAAGUCGUCUCAAACGCAUCAUCGAUCAGCACCUUCACUUUACACAAAGUCAACGAGGGUUUCUCGACGUACAGUGAUAGUACGUCUGCAAACAGGACGGACAGAAGAUUUGAGGGUAAACUGAUAGUGGGACAAGACGGAGAACGACACUUUGUCGAUACCAACCCCGAGUAA